Molecule: messenger RNA, 588 nt
Organism: Colletotrichum higginsianum IMI 349063
Lineage: Eukaryota; Fungi; Ascomycota; Sordariomycetes; Glomerellales; Glomerellaceae
Product: Alternative oxidase
Exons: 1
Coding region: 1-588 (195 amino acids)
Source: RefSeq, a predicted model, not a curated record
AUGGCCGAACAGUUCAAAUUUGAGUCUUCGCUCCUAACAGCUGUCUCAUCCGCCAACACAAGCCCCCCUGAGAGUCCUAUUCUCGAUAAUGCCUACUUUGGUGCCCAUCUUCGUGUAGAGAGAGAUGCUAUGAUCAAUUGGAGCCCGACCAUGGAAAUGUGGGCAUGGUCCGACUACGGCAAGCAGACCAGAGCGUACACGGAGCAGGCCCUGAACGCGAAUCUCUCUCUGAUCUACGUGGCAUCCGGCGAAACGGCUCAUGUCGAGACCUUCAAAAAGGAGGCUGCGACCAAGGGGAUCACCGUCGUCAAGAAGCAGGAUGUUCUGGGCAAGGACAUAGAAAAGCUUGACAAGCUGGCUUGGGACCAGCAGGCCCUGGUGGAUUACCUGGUGAUGCUCAGGGCCUCGCAGUUUGGCGGGGUGGCUCAUUCGAGCUUUGCGUGGAACGUCGCCUUGAAGAGGCAUCUUUUUGUUAAAGACCUGAAGAAGAGCUAUCUCGAUGGGCCGCAGAUGUUGAGUGAUGAGUUUAGCCAGGUGUAUGGCGAACUAAGGAGGUACCCCGAGUAUGCAUUGUGUUUGUGGCCCUAG